AUGGUGGCUGCCAUUGCAACCGAAGGUGCCGUGGUGACAUCGGCCGAAGACUCCACGGCAGCGCCAGACACGCCGAACUCCUCGGACGUCUCGGUGCCGAUCUCAGGUGCCAGUGCUCCUCGCAGGAUGAGUUCCGGACAGUCGGGCCGCAUGUGCCGAGUGAAGGAGGUGCAACGCGCGACCCUGGAGCGAAAGGAGGAAGUGAAGGAUUUGCAUGAGAAGGAGGGAGCCAGGAGCGUCCCGGUGUGUGGGCGCCAGGCCGCUGUGCUGGUGGCACGCCCUGUGGAGGCCGUGCCCAACGCGCGGGGUGCGACGGGAAAGUCCGAGCGACGAGGAUCAGGAGUCACCGCAUCGCUACGCAGCGGAGGCGGCCCCGCUCGGUCCAACCUGGCGAGAAGUCCGGGACCGGCUCGAAGUCCCACGCGGAGCCGGCCCAACAGCCCGGAGGGUCGCAGCGGAGCCACAGGCAUUAAGAGCCCUCCGCGCACACGGCGUAAAGAACAAGAGCUCCUAGAGCAGAAGGCGCUGCUGGAGCGUCGCAUCGGCGAGGCGCAACGCUCCCAGGUCCUCUUGCAGCGGAUGCUCGAUGAGGAGCUUCUGCUACGAGCGGAAUCGGAGGGACUUCCACGGCUCUUCGAUUCUCUCACACGGGAGCGGCGUAACGAGCUCAUUCUGCAGGUUCUGGAUGCUUUGCAAGGGGAGGAUGGUGCCAGGAUCGCGCAGACGCACAGGUAUACCGUUGGAAUCACUGCAUGUGCAAGGGCCAAACUGUGGCAAGACGCCCUGAAUUUAUUUGCAUGCAUGCCUGCGGCCAGAGUUGAACAGGAUGCUGUCAGCUUGUCGGCAGCAGUGAGCUCCUGUGAGAAGAGUAGUCAAUGGCAACAGGCUCUCCACUUGUUAGCCGAAAUGCCACUGUCCAGCGUGGACUUGACCGUUGCAUCGUUGAAUGGAGCCAUCAGUUCGUGCGCGAAGGGCUUUCAAUGGCAGCAGGCGUUGGUGUUGUUUCACACCAUGCCCAAGGUCCAGAUCCAACAAGAUGUCAUCAGUUGGAACGCUGCCCUGAGCUCCUGCGAGAAAUGCGGCCAAUGGCAGAUGGCACUCAGUUUGUUUCAAGCAAUGCGCCGUGCUCAAAUCCGCUUAGACAUCAUCAGCUUCAGUGCGAGCAUCAGUUCCUGCGAGAAAGGUCGUCGAUGGCAAGAGACCUUGAGUCUCUUCGAGACGAUGUCAAGUGAUUCACUUCAGCCAGAUGUCAUCAGCGUCAAUGCCGGAAUUAGCUCGUGUGAGAAGGCCAAGCGCUGGCAACAGGCCUUCGGCCUUUUAGUAUUUGCACAAAGGCUUCGGCUAUGGUUGAACUUGGUGAGCUACAAUGCUGCCAUCAGUGCAUGUGAGAAGUCGAACCGAUGGGAGCAGGCCUUCUCGUUAUUUCUGUCGAUGCCCUCCAAGCAGAUUUGCUGGGAUUCCAUCAGCUGGUGCUCGCUGCUCAGCUCUUGCGAGAAGGCGCAGCGCUGGUCUCCAGCGCUGUCCGCGCUGCGCUUCUUCCGGCGCUUGGAACCGCUCUCCGGCGGAAGGUCUUUGGCGGAUCUCCUGGGCUUCAACGCGGUGAUCAGCUGCUACGCCGCUGGGCGCGCCUGGUGUGGGCGGAAUCGGGAGGGGUGGAGUGGACCAGGACGAGCAUCCAUGGGACUGGAAGAUUUGGCAACCCCAGAGAACAUGGGUGUUCAGGUUCUGCGGAAAAAUCUGGUUGAAACGGCCAUGAAGAGAAGCUGUUUCCGGCUGUGUCCCUUCUUCAUCUUCUGUCCAUUCGACAGGAGCGAGGCCUUUUAA
Molecule: messenger RNA, 1824 nt
Organism: Durusdinium trenchii
Lineage: Eukaryota; Dinophyceae; Suessiales; Symbiodiniaceae
Source: the annotation of a GenBank genome assembly